Molecule: messenger RNA, 3057 nt
Organism: Drosophila sechellia
Lineage: Eukaryota; Metazoa; Arthropoda; Insecta; Diptera; Drosophilidae
Product: zinc finger protein 239
Exons: 2
Coding region: 844-1791 (315 amino acids)
Biological process (GO): regulation of transcription by RNA polymerase II
Cellular component (GO): nucleus
Molecular function (GO): RNA polymerase II cis-regulatory region sequence-specific DNA binding; DNA-binding transcription activator activity, RNA polymerase II-specific
Source: RefSeq, a predicted model, not a curated record
UCCCGCUCUAAACUAUGAAUAGAGCUCUCUGAUUACCGAUAUUAUCAUUAGUGCCUGGCAUUGGAAGCUCUUUGAUAACAUUUGUAUACUGCCAUGGACAGUAUGUGGGGAUUACCCCCCGAGUUAAGUCCACAUAAAAAUCACAAUACUAUAUCUUUGUAUAUUUGCUCCACAAACUUGAACUGCCCAUCCCCUCUAGAAAUAUUGCCAAUGCCGUCCAUGCCGCUCUGUCCGCGCAAACUGUCGAUCUUAGAUGCUUGAUUUGCUUUUCAUUUCAUUUCGAACUUUGAGUCCGUGGGAACUAGUUGGCAAUAGAUGAUCUCUACGACGGGGAAUACCUUCGAUCGCUCUCCUCGCACAGCUACCAUUUCACUACUGGAAGCCAAACGAUUAGGACUUGUUGCACUUGUGUCUUCUGUCUUAUCAGGGCAACCCGAUAAAGCUGAGCGGUGGACAAAAAAACUGAUUAUACCAUAUAUAUGAAAACACAUAUUUAGGGUAGUCGGAGUCCAUGGAGGGAUCGUCCAAUUGGCUCAAAGUGCGCACCGCCAGCGUUUAAAGUGCAGACCGGGCUAAUCAUUCAUUUAUGGACAAACUUUAUGGACGACAUUUCGAUAAAAUAAUAUACAAGCGCAACCGCAACCGCUUGUUCUAUUGAAUUCCAUGGCCAACAACUACAACGGCGACCUGUAAUAAUAUACUACAUAAUUAAACACGGCGUAAUCUUAUCGACGCUCGUUCGGACUCCGUUGGCAUUGCCUUCUAUUUUCCUGCGGUAGCGGAAGUCUUCAUCGGCAGUUGGCCAAACAACAGCAGUCCGAGCAAAAGCGGAGGACCAUCAUCAUGCGAUCCAGAGAUCCCAUAUCCCAAAUGCCAGACGCCUCUUUUGCGGACGACGAUCUGGAUAACUAUGGCGUUUGCCUCGAGGAUUUGCAGCUGUUUGCUCAAUUGGAGGAUCUCUCCGAAAAAAGAUUGCCACUGGAGAUGGAGCUGCUGAAUCCGGGCUCGGAAUACGAUCUAUUGGAACUUGUAAACGGGGCUCUCCAGCAGCGAAACACCACGGAACAUGAGCCACCAGACAUGUGUAAGCCCAAGCGGACGCCAACCACUAAACGCCACCGAAGAGCUGGCAAGGAUCACACCUGCGACGUAUGCGGCAGAAGCUUCUCGGAAGCCUACAAUUUGCGCAUCCACAAGAUGACCCACACGGACGAGAAGCCGCAUGUGUGCGAAGAGUGCGGCAAGGGAUUCCGGCAACUGAACAAGCUACGCAUCCAUGCAGUGACCCACACGGCGGAGCGGCCACACAAAUGCGAUAUCUGCGGCAAGGGUUUCCGGUAUGCCAACUAUCUAACUGUCCAUCGGCGCUUGCAUACGGGAGAGAAACCAUAUCCGUGUUUGUCCUCGGACUGUCAUCUCUCCUUUCACUCCAUCCACGCGCGGCGCAUACACACAAAGCUAAGGCAUGCGGCGCCAACGGAUACGGAUCCCGAACAUCCGCUGGCGGAGCAAGAGCAACGGGAUACAUCCGCGCUCAGCUUCACCUGCCCGGUCUGCAGCCGGGUCCUAACGGAUCAGUGCUAUCUAAGCAUCCACCUGAAGCGGCACUACAACCAGCGCGACUUCCCAUGCCCACAGCCGGAGUGCGACAAGAGAUUCUUCAGUGCCUCGGAGCUGAAGCACCACCAGAUCGCCCACACCCAGCAGCGACCCUUCGCCUGUCCACUCUGUCCAGCUCGAUUUCUGCGCAAAUCCAAUCAUAAACAGCACCUCAAGGUGCACGAGCGUUGACAGCUCGAGAGCACUUUGAUUAUUUUAGUAUACGGUACGAUUUCCCUGUCCAUUCGAAUCGAAUUCCAGGCGAAUCCGAGACUCGCCCCACCCUAAGCUGCUUCAGAAGGGGCUUGGGCUGCGCUUUCCAUUCAAUAUAAGUGUUUAUUUAUAUAUACGAUUCUGUUUGUCUUUAUCUGCAUGCUUGCAUAUUAGAUAUAUGUAUAUAUUUGUAUUUAUACUUUAUAAAGUUACGGGUACGGGGUUGCUGGUUCUCUGUGGUUGUGUCCUCGGAGGACUGUUGACUGUUGCUGCAUGUUCGCCUGCAUUGCUUUGUUUCGUUAGGCAUAACUUAAGGAUUACAUUACAUUAUUUGCGGGCUUAGCCGGAAAUACGAAAACAAUUGAUUGAUUAAAAACAGUGAUUAGAGCCAAUUAACAAAACACAAUCUCGUUCGCGGUCGUUUAUUCGAUUGAUUGCCAAUCAGGACUAAGUGUCUUAGCACAAAACUACGCACGUGAGAAACUUAAAAGCAACAAAGGGGGCAAACAAUAGACAAAACUUAAAUUAAAGUUUCGCCGGAACCAGAGGACAAGUGCGCUAGGCAGCACUGUGCCCGCCACGCACCAUUCACUGCCCAACACUGGCCAGGCGGUACAGUUAUUUUUGGUCGUAACAGCGAAGCGAUGGACAAAAAACAAAAGAGUUAAAAGAAUCAGCAAAUAUUGACGUAAAAACAAUUUGAACUCGAACUUAAACUUGGAUUUGGGCUCUUUAAACGUUAAGAUAAGCUAGCGAAUUUCGUUACAUAUAUAGACUUAAGAUCUAGACCCAAGAAAAACGUGCACUUGCCAAGCAAAAUCCGGCCAGCACCGGCAAACCAUAUUGCAUAUUGGUUGGUUAAGCUGUCGUUUGAAAUACGAGGCUGUAAAAGAAUCAAGAAUCUCUCAUUUGGUACACAAUAAAUGCAGUUCUGAACAAAAUGGCACCUUGGAUGGGCCAGACCUGGCUUGCGGCAUUCAAAUUUUGUUGGGCAAGUGCUUUACACAUAGGAUAUAUGAUCGCAUUUUACGGAUAUUACGACUAACAAGAGCUGACUGCGCUUUAAGAGUUUUCGAAUUUUUUAACACACACGUACUAAGCGAAAAUCGAAACGUUUAACAACCAUCAUCAAACGGAUAUAUCUAUAAUCCCAUACUCGAUCAAGUGGAGGUCCUGCGUGAAUAAUUUCAUUACAUUUGGUCUUAUGUACAUUUGCAAUGUAUGGUAGUGUGUCUGUGUGUGUAA